AUGGCGAAAAAGACAGAACUCCGGGACUUGAACAAACCAUACACCGAGCCCGACCCAGAUGCUCCCUCGAGUUACCAGCGUGAGAUCUAUUCGUCCCUCCGCGCCCCGAUAUUCUCCACCAAACCAGCAGAAUGGGAAAACCUGGCACGCACAAAGGUCCCUGCUGCAAACUUCGGCUACGUACAUGGGUCAGCCAGCACGGCGACGACCAAUGCAGCCAAUCUAUCUGCUUUCGACCGAUACCGCCUGAGGCCAUCCAUGUUGGUCAACGCGACACGCCGAGACCUGAGUGUUGACCUGUUUGGAACCAAGUAUCCCAGUCCGUUGCUGAUUGCCCCGGUUGGCGUGCAGAAGAUCAUGCACAAGGACGCCGAGGACGCAACGGCUCGGGCAGCCAAUAAGGUGAAAGUCCCUUACAUUCUGUCGUCCGCUGCGACCCGGACCAUCGAGGAGGUCGCACAGUCCAACGGCGACGGUGAGCGCUGGUACCAGCUGUACUGGCCGCGCCCCCAGUGGGAGGAAGUAACGGCCAGUCUGCUCAAUCGAGCCAAGUCGAACGGAUAUAAAGUGCUAGUCGUGACACUCGACACAUUCAACCUGGCAUGGCGACCCACGGAUCUCGACACAAGCUAUCUCCCUUUCAUUUGGGGCGACGGAUGUCAGAUCGGCCACUCCGACCCGGUCUUCAAUGCUCGGUACGAGCAAGAGAUGAAGAACGACAUGAGAACGACAGGCGAGAAAUUGCGCGAGUUGUACAACCUCCUCCGUCGACCCGGCUCCAUAUAUGGCGCAACAAAAGUCCUAGCGAAUGUCGCAAAGCUACAGAAGUCGAGGGUCUUGUUAGACGUAUUGAACAGCGGAACCUACCGUGAAUGGCAACACCUUGAAACCCUCAAGAAGCUAUGGGACGGCCCGAUCGUGCUGAAAGGCAUUCAGACGGUCGAGGACGCGCACCGCGCAAUCGACAACGGCAUUGACGGCAUCAUCAUCUCGAACCACGGCGGCCGCCAGUGCGACGGAGCGAUCGCGUCUCUCGACGCACUCGCCGAAAUCGCCGCUGACGAGAGAGUCCAGAAGUCCAAGAUCACCCUGCUCUUCGACAGCGGCAUUCGCUGUGGAAGUGAUGUUCUGAAGGCGCUGGCAUUGGGUGCCCAAGCCGUGCUCAUUGGCAGACCUUACAUGUAUGGAUUGGCCAUCGCGGGCCAGGCUGGUGUCGAGCACGUACUCAGGUGUUUGUUGGCGGACACGGAUAAUAUGCUGGGAAAUAUGGGGAAGAAGAGCAUCAAGGAUCUGAGUCGGCAUGAUCUGCAGAUUAGGUCGAGUUCUAAGCUGUGA
Exophiala aquamarina CBS 119918 is the source of this 1335-nucleotide messenger RNA. RefSeq lists its product as uncharacterized. The transcript has a single exon. Lineage: Eukaryota; Fungi; Ascomycota; Eurotiomycetes; Chaetothyriales; Herpotrichiellaceae. Gene Ontology annotation, molecular function: FMN binding; oxidoreductase activity. The record is from RefSeq and is a predicted model, not a curated record. The coding region runs from base 1 to 1335 and encodes 444 amino acids.